UGCUUACUCACACCGUCGUUACUGAGCCAUCGUCUGUCUUUUCCUAUUCUGUUACUGGUUUCUGGAUUGAUCGCCAUUUACAUUGUUUCCUUCUAUUCUGCAGCAUGUUGCUUACUCGGGUCGCCCUUUCCCUAUCAGCGAUUGGAAUUGCAAGUGGUCGGCCGUCUGCGAAACGAACAUCUUACGCCGUCAAAGAACGUCACAUUGUACCCAGAUCAUGGACGAAACUUGGACCAGCGUCAAAACAGGAUACUCUCCAGAUCGCUAUCGGUUUGAAGCAGCAGAAUGAAGGAUUAAUAGAGCAACACCUCAUGGAAGUUUCGGACCCCGAGCACCAACGUUACGGUCAACAUCUAAGCUACGAUGAAGUGAAUGCAAUCGUAGCGCCAUCGAACGAGACAUUGGAAGCUGUACAGUCAUGGUUGAUUGAUCAUGGAAUCACCGACUGGGUCCACAAUCACGCCAAGGAUAUGAUACAUUGCUCGAUGUCCGUUGAAAAGGCGGAAUCGCUGCUUGAUACCAAGUAUCAUGCUUUCAAACACGCAGAUGGCACGGAAAUCAACCGAGCGCCGGAAUGGUCAUUGCCCGAGUACUUGCAUGAUCACAUCGAUAUGGUGCAGCCCACGACAUCCUUCUUCCAUCCUCAAAAGGAACUCGUAGAUGACGAUAAUCCGUGGAAACCGCUGAGUUAUUGGCAGGCUCAGGACAAGCCGGGACUGUUUGGCGAGUAUGAGACUGAAAAGUGCAAGAACAAUUUCGUCACUCCCCAGUGCCUCCGGACAGUCUACGGUACAAUUAACUACAAACCUCAAGUGCCCGACAGAAACGGCAUGGCCACGGCAAAUUACCUGAACGAGACUGCGCAUCGAAAAGACAUCGAGACGUUCAUGAAAGCUUUCCGACCAGAUGCCGCUCCCAUAGCCAACACGUUCCAGUACGUGGUCAUUGCCGGCGGCGCCAAUCAACAAGGCGACUACACGCCAGACCUGAUCUCCAAGGACACCAACAAGGAGGCCAACAUGGACGCCAUCAAUGCCAUUAGCAUCAUCUAUCCUUCAAAAUUCACAGCAUGGUCUACUGGAGGUUCUCCGCCUUUUCAAGCUUCUGUCAAGAACCCCAAAAACACCAACGAGCCUUACCUGGUUUGGCUCGAUUAUGUGCUCGGCCAGAAAGACCUCCCGAAUGUGAUCAGCACGUCGUAUGGAGACGAGGAGCAAACUGUUCCGGUAUCGUAUGCCAAACGGGUUUGUGCUGGUAUGGCGCAGCUCGGGGUGCGAGGGAUCUCGGUCGUUUUUAGUUCUGGUGAUGCUGGAGUUGGCAGCUCCGAGGGUUGUGUUUCCAACGAUGGAAAGAACACGCGGAUGUUCAUGCCUAACUUCCCUACUUCCUGUCCUUGGGUGACUUCCGUUGGAGCAACGGGCGGUUUCUCACCUGAGGUCGCUGUGACCGAGUUCGCCUCGGGUGCGGGUUUCAGUAAUUAUUUCCCCAUGCCCGAUUACCAGAAUUCCACGGUGCAGAAAUACAUGCAAGGGUUGGGGAAUAUGCAUCAAGGAUUGUAUAACCCCAAUGGUCGCGCGUACCCGGAUGUUUCUGCGCAGGGAAACCACGACGUCAUCACAUGGAAUGGUCAGACUUCGACUAUGGGAGGUACCUCUGCUUCUGCACCGACGUUUGCGGCUGUCAUCACUCUGGUCAACGACGCUCUGAUUGCGGCUGGGAAACCUCCUCUUGGAUUUAUGAACACUUGGCUCUACAGCAGCGGAUAUCAAGCGUUGACCGACAUUACCAACGGCUCGAGCUACGGCUGUGGAACCAAAGGCUUUCCUGCUACGCAAGGCUGGGACGCUGUUACGGGCUGGGGAACGCCGAAUUUUACGAAACUUGUGCAAGCAGCGAUGAGCGCUGCUGGAGCGUCGACGAAUUCUGCGCAUAGAAACUCGCCUGAAUUGCAGGGCGCCGCGCAAGGAGGCCACCGAUGAGCGUGCAGUGGGCUCGAAUGCUGUACAUACUUGCAUUUUGAUAGACAUUUCAUCAGCGCCUGUGGUGGCUUCGAGAUGGAGCGGCCUCGCAGCACAGCCGGCAGCAGCGCAGGCCGAAUCAUCGUAUCCGUUCGCGAAGCCGAAUUGUAAACUUCCGUCU
Messenger RNA from Pseudocercospora fijiensis CIRAD86, 2139 nucleotides. RefSeq lists its product as uncharacterized. The transcript has 2 exons. The coding region runs from base 105 to 1979 and encodes 624 amino acids. Gene Ontology annotation, biological process: proteolysis. Lineage: Eukaryota; Fungi; Ascomycota; Dothideomycetes; Mycosphaerellales; Mycosphaerellaceae. The record is from RefSeq and is a predicted model, not a curated record. Gene Ontology annotation, molecular function: serine-type endopeptidase activity; tripeptidyl-peptidase activity.